Molecule: messenger RNA, 2194 nt
Organism: Aureobasidium vineae
Lineage: Eukaryota; Fungi; Ascomycota; Dothideomycetes; Dothideales; Saccotheciaceae
Source: the annotation of a GenBank genome assembly
GUUAGCGAAUCUCGCAAUGAAGCGGUCUGCUCCUGCAUCAAGUCUUCAUGAAGAGCAGCAGGCGGCCCGACGUCGUCAAGAUCCAGUAUCCUGCCAAGUUUGUCGCAAGAAGAAGCUCAAGUGCUCUCGUACGUUUCCAUGCUCAAACUGCGUGUCACGAGGACUAGAAUGCCAGCCACCUGGUACAACACGAUGGUCUUCAAAUCUGGAGGGCAGGAGCAGCUCCGUGAUGCCAGCUGCCUCCGACAGCUCGGUCUUGGCAAAGGUUUUAGAGCGACUACAACGACUUGAGGAUGUUGUUCUUCCAAAACCUGACAAUGUCGUGUCCGACAACAUCGUUUCUGAUAAUGACGUUCGGAAUAAAGCCAUUAGUGCGGUUGGACAAACAUAUGUUCCACGUCUGCACGAGGACGUUGCACAAAACGAUAUAUUCCAUAGUAUCGGAAGGUCCAAUGCCUUACCACAAGCAAACAUCAACAUCGAGCAGCACGAGGAUGAGUUCAGAGCCACAGAGAUUACUGGCUCGCGACCAACGAAUCAAGCUGACGACGAUGCAAGCUUUACGUUCACGUCUGCCAAAGUGUCUGACAUUGCAUUUGACCUCAAUCUCGAGGCACCCAAUCUGACAAACAUCUCCGUGAACGGCAGUAGAGUAAUACGCCGGAUGUGUUUACCGGACACGAAGGAAGCUCAUACUCUAUUCCAAUCGUUUGCAAAAUCGCUCGGUUCCUGGUAUCACAUCUACCACAAACAGACAAUUGAGAUGCUGCUCGACAAGACUUACUAUCAGAUUGCUUGCGGCAAUGUUCCAAACCUCUCACAUGCUGCUCUGCUGCUAAGUAUAUUCGCGAGUGGAGCGUACUUCCUAGCGUUCACAUCAUCUGACUGCGUCCUUGCUGAUCCUCAAGUCGCGAACCAGUUGUCUAUAAACUGGAAGCAGAAUACACUCGACAUGUUGGACCACUUAGAACGUGUUGCAACAUCAACUACUGUCGAACAGGUACAGGCUACCAUUAUCAUGUCUCUGGUGAUACAAAACUUCGAAGAUUUGUCCAUACAUGUCUUGGACCAUCCGGGGAGAUUUAAAUCUAAUGAUUUGGUUGAGAACGAGGUCAAGAGAAGGAUAUGGUGGUAUCUCGUAACCACUGACUGGUUGUUGGGUAGUAUGCCUAGCCCACAAGAAGGAACAUACAGCAUCAAUCCUCGACAUAGUCACGUCAACAGACCCAUGAACAUUGACGACGAAGACCUUGUUGAUGAGAAUGCCAGCGACAAGCCACUGUCAGAACCAACCGAGAUGUCUUAUNUUUUAGUCAGGACGCAUGGUGGGGAAGUGUGUCGUGUCCUUGCUGAUCUUGUCCACCCUUUGGCCUCUGGGGUGAACAGCGUUGACUAUGAAGAGAUUGUUGCUCUCGAGCAAAAGACCGCAGGCUUAACAGAAAACAUGCCCUUCUAUUUCCAGCUCGACGAAGGAAGUCGCAAAAGGACCGAGCCAUAUCUCAGCAAAUAUCCGCAACUGGCCACGCAGAGAUAUCUCCUACAACAAGGACUUCACUGUCAUCGAAGCAGAAUACACCGGCCGUUUCUUAUUCGUGGUUCUCUGGAUGUGAGGUUCCACUUUUCUCGAAAGGCUUGUCUGGAGUCUGUUCGCAAAAGUCUGGAGAUCCGCCGUCUAUUGAACCAGGAGAAGCGCGGUAUGGUGUUGCCUAUAUCACGACUCAACUUUGUCUUGUAUCAUAUAUUCAUGGCUGCACUCACACUGGCUCUCGAUUUAUGCUUCAACAAGUCGGCGACUGAGGCAGAAGACCAAAUUCGGCGAGCGGAAUUGAAGGAAGCAUGCUUGAUGCUUCAGGAAUCCAAGACGGAGAUGCCAGCCACCGAUCGCUUCCUUACUCCAUUGAUGGAACUGCUGCGAAAACACAAGAUCCAAUUGCAGGACACCGGGCCCCAGAACCAGUAUUUGACUCCAUCUGACUCCACAGGGACACCAAGGAUACAAAUAAUGGGCCCUGACCAGAGAAUGACGGCUCAGACGCAGAAUUCGCCAGAGCGCAACGCUCCACCCACUGCCAUGCCCGAUCUGGAUUUCGACGGCUUGUGGGACGAGUUCAUCGACAUGGUUCCAGACUCGAGCGCUCCAGGAUGGAAUGAUCUUCUGGCAGAUUUCGACCAGGCUAGCUUGUUCUUAGGUGUG